Molecule: messenger RNA, 2536 nt
Organism: Nerophis ophidion (straightnose pipefish)
Lineage: Eukaryota; Metazoa; Chordata; Actinopteri; Syngnathiformes; Syngnathidae
Gene: serpinh1b
Product: serpin peptidase inhibitor, clade H (heat shock protein 47), member 1b
Exons: 8
Coding region: 178-1398 (406 amino acids)
Biological process (GO): collagen fibril organization; negative regulation of endopeptidase activity
Cellular component (GO): endoplasmic reticulum
Molecular function (GO): serine-type endopeptidase inhibitor activity
Source: RefSeq, a predicted model, not a curated record
UUUGAACACCCAUUCUUACUUCUAGAAACUUCUAUCAGCGGCUAUAAAGAGCAGCGGCAGCAGAGGAGGGCUCUGCACAAUCCACAGGACACCACAGAGAGGAGAAGCACUGCAAAUCUGAGCAAGAAUGAAAAUCACAGACAUCAAAAGAGCUGAAGGCUUUAGCAGACAAACAGGAUGUGGCUGAGCAACGUGGUAGUCGCGCUUUGCCUGCUGGCCCUGGUGGCCUGUGCAGAGGACAAGAAGCUGAGCAGCCACGCUUCCACACUGGCUGACACCAGCGCCAACCUGGCCUUUAGCCUCUAUCACAACAUGGCCAAGGCCAAAGACACCGAGAACAUCCUCAUCUCGCCCGUGGUGGUGGCCUCCUCGCUGGGCAUGGUGGCCCUCGGGGGUAAAUCGUCCACCGCCUCGCAGGUCAAGACGUUGCUGCACGCCGACAAACUCAAGGACGAGCAUUUGCACGCCGGCCUGUCAGAGCUGCUCUCACAGGUGAGCGAUGCCAAAACGCGCAACACCACCUGGAAGAUCAACAACCGCCUGUACGGGCCCAGCUCGGUGGUCUUCACUGACGACUUUGUGAAGACUAGCAAGAAGCACUACAACUACGACCACUCCAAGAUCAACUUCCGGGACAAGAAGAGCGCGGUCAACUCCAUCAACGAUUGGGCGGCCAAGUCCACCGAUGGCAAGCUGCCAGAGGUCACCAAAGACGUGCAGAACGCCGACGGGGCUGUGAUCGUCAACGCUAUGUUCUUCAAACCUCACUGGGAUGAAAAAUUCCAUGAACAAAUGGUGGACAACCGUGGCUUCCUGGUGACCCGCUCUUUCACGGUCAGCAUUCCCAUGAUGCACCGCACAGGCCUGUACGACUUCUACGAGGACAAGGAGAACAAUCUGUACGUGCUGGACAUGCCUCUGGGCAAGAAGCAGGCCUCCAUGAUCCUCAUCAUGCCCUACCACCUGGAGCCCCUGGAGCGCCUGGAAAAGCUGCUGACCAGGCAGCAGGUGGACACUUGGAUUAGCAAGAUGGAGAACAGGGCCGUGGCCAUCUCGCUGCCCAAGGUCUCUGUGGAAGUCAGCCACAACCUGCAGAAACAUCUGGCCGAGCUCGGCCUGACGGAGGCGGUGGACAAAGCCAAGGCCGACCUGUCCAACAUCUCUGGUAAGAAAGACCUGUACCUCUCCAACGUCUUCCACGCCUCUGCCCUGGAGCUCAACACCGAAGGCAACCCGUUCGACACCAACAUCUUCGGCAGCGGGCGCCUGAAGGACCCAAAGCUUUUCUACGUGGACCACCCUUUCAUUUUCCUGGUGAAGGACCACAAGACCAACUCUGUCCUGUACCUGGGCAGAGUGGUUCGGCCCAAGGGGGACAAGAUGCGCGAUGAGCUAUAAUGUUAACUUUUAACUACUUCGGGUUUUUUUUUAGAGCAUUACCUCAGGAACACAUUCCUUGAAGGCAAACUGUGGAUUUGAUAACUGAACUUAUUCCUCGUAAAGUUCCCCUUGGAUUGAAUGCUGAAAUAACUCUUAGCAUGCUAAUUGUUUUAGGUAAUUUAGCAGCCGUUUACCCCAGAGUAUCCUAGAGUCAUAUAACAAAAGUUAAAGUACCACUGAUAGUCACACACACAUACACACACUAGGUGUUGAGAAUUUACUCUCUGCGUUUGACCUAUCCCCUUGUUCCACCCCCUGGGAGGUGAGGAGAGCAGUGAGCAGCAGAGGUGGCCGCGCUCGGGAAUAAUUUUUUGUGAUUUAACCCUCAAUCCCAACCCUUGAUGCUGAGUGCCAAGCAGGGAGGUAAUGGGUCCCAUUUUUAUAGUCCUUGGUAUGACUCGGCCGGGGAUUGAACUCACAACCUACCGAUCUCAGGGCGCUGUAACCUUAAGGCCACUGAGAAGGUAUAACUGGGUAUGUGACGCAUGCUAAUUAUUAGCAUGCUCAUUUUUUAAGGUAAUUUUGCAACAGUUUACACCAGAGUCAUAUAACUGGGUAUGUGACACAUGCUAAUUGUUAGCAUGCUAGCAUGCUAAUGUUAACAGGCUAAAUUUUUUAGCAAAUUUUGCAACAGUUUACCCCAGAGUCAUAUACUUUGGUAUGUGACAUUUGCAAACUGUUAGCAUGCCAACUUUUUUAGCUCAUUUCACAACCGUUUACCCCAGAGUCCUAUACCUUGGUAUGAGACACAUGCUAAGUGUAGUUAUGCCAAUGUUAAGCCAGUUAGUUAGUUUGACUCACAUGUGUCCUUCCGGAUUUUUUGUAUUAAGUAUGACAUUCCAACAUUUUACUGUCGGUAUAGGCCAGGCUACCCUUUAAUGUUUAAAAACGAGUAGAUCUCUGCAGAGGCUUGUUUGACUUCUAAAUCCACUCCUUAUUUGUCUUUCUGCCUGCACUGAAUUGUACCAAAUUCAACUUGCUGAGGAAACGUAGUUUAAUUUGUGCUGACCCACAAAAAAUUGCUGUUGGAAUUGUGUGAUUAAGAACAAAAAUGUCAUCCUUUUUUUUUAAAUAAAAAGUGGAAAAAAAAAAAAAA